Molecule: messenger RNA, 3469 nt
Organism: Umbelopsis ramanniana AG
Lineage: Eukaryota; Fungi; Mucoromycota; Umbelopsidomycetes; Umbelopsidales; Umbelopsidaceae
Exons: 4
Coding region: 202-3306 (1034 amino acids)
Source: RefSeq, a predicted model, not a curated record
GCUGCAAUGUCACAAUUUAAUUAUUUUAUUAGAAUGCUUCAAGUUGUUUGGCCGAAACAUAUAUAUUAUACCGGAACAUCACAUGCUUCAGCGUUUGUCCUGUGACGAAACCUUGCCCCAGCGUUUGACCUGGGUCGUGAACUCGUUCUAGUCCAACUGUCACCUUUUACACUGUUUGCUCGAGAGUCAUUGUGCUAAUCAAUGUCACUCUCAUGGUGGACUUUUGGCUACACUAAUAAUACACAAGAGGCUACCCCUGAUACCAAAGAUUCUGUCAUAGUCGAAGCGCCAAACCGCGCUUCCGAUAUUGUCAAGGAAAGCACUAUGGACACCAUCCCCAGUAGACCAUCACCCAAAGCUGCCUUCACUGUAGAGUCGACGGCGCUCACUGCGUCUCCUGAGGAUUACACAUUUGAUGACACCACGACUGAAUUGUCCGAGGCACGAGGCCUGAAUGCCAAGAUCUUGGCCAACCACCAAAAGCGAGGAGCGUCGUUGCCAUUGGAGAGCUCUAAGUUGUCCUCUACCAUUACAAUAGAAUCCACCUUAACAGAAAAGGCACCUGAGAAAAUGGUGACAACUUCUAAGGAUAGUCUUCCAUCCGAUUCUCCCGCGGAUAGUCGAACUGCAUCAGUUUCCAAAGAGCAACUUAGAGCUAACAUGUCUCCACGACUGAAGCCACGAGAAAGAACGAACUCUGUAACUUCCACUACCUCCUCUAGCUGGAUGCAGAGGCUGAAUACACCACCGAAAGCGACAGCCGCGACUCUCUCUAGCGGGAUCUCCGUUAACGGCGAUAUUCAGCUUCAUCCUUCCAAUAUUACAGCAUUAAUUGGUCAACACGAUGGUGAUUCUCAUUCCGUUUUGACUGCUUCACCGGCUUUAUCUGCUGUCGACCGGCUGACACUGCACAGAACUCAGAGCCUAGACCUGAAAUCGAACACAAGUCAUUCAAACGACGAAGCAGAUCCACCGCACGAACCCCUCCCUGAACCUGUAGGAAAAGGUACUAGUGGAGGCAGUGGUGGAGGUGAUGAUGAUGACGAUGCCAAAAGCCAAAAACGUAAAACAAACGGCGAUAUUGAUGACUCUCACAAGGAGCAGACACAUGAAAGCCAUGACGACGUAAAGGUUUCUGAUGAUCUGUCUUCAGAACAAAAACAACAGAAACCGACUAACGAUUCAACCACGACACUUUGGUCAUGGUUUGCCAAGCCUAAAGACGCAUCCACCAAUCCGACGCAAGAGGAAAAACCGACCAUGAAUGCUCAACCGCAGUCGUCGGAAACACCUAUAGAAGAUGAUCGACAACCCACACCAUCGAUACAUAUACCUGAACCCGAUAACAACUCCAGUCAUUCAGCUGCUCACCCAUCGCCUAGAAAUACCCCAGAAUCGACAACAGGUCAUUCCACAUCCCAAACCAGCUCAAGCUGGGGAUUCUUUUUCCCAACCACUUCGCUUUCAGAUAAGACAUCUCAAGCCACCCCUAUGGAAAAGUCCACCUCCCAAACCGAGUCUGUUAAAUCAGGCACUGCUAGUGUAAAGGAAGUAAAUGCAGCCAAGUCUGAGCAACUGAAAGGUAGCCCAAAGCUUUCUGGCAUCGAUGUUGAUAAAAGAUCGAACGUGUCUUCAAUCAAAGACGACACGGUGGUGAAGAAGAAAGGCAGUUUAUCUUCCCUGACAUCGACUAGCAGACCUACGACCAGUCAACGGACAGUGUCAGGAUCAACAAAUGCAGAGGAUAAAUCCAAGCAGGUGGUCAUAAUAGAGAGAUCCGCCAGUCAGGAUAAGGCGGGGGACACUGCAUCGUUAGCACCAUCGUCUGAGAUCAGCAUGGGCAAGAGCACAUCGACGAAAAAUGUUGUAUUGCCAACAUUCAACUCGCAGUUCAAAUACACACCCACCAUGGAAAUAGCGGCGAAUAACUCGACUCCAACAACUUUAAUUAACAAGGCUCUAAAUGCUAUUAAUGGGUUAUUCGCCAGCAAGGUUCACAAGAGUUACAGUUCUAGUGAUAAUCUAUAUCGCUUGCGAGGUGUGCGGGAGAAAAUGGCCAACUUUAUACAAGAUAUACAGUUGGAACCUGAUACAGUAGCCAGCAAAAGAUUUGUCGUUGUUGGAGUUCAUGGGAGUAUGAUUGGAGAGCCUACUGGAACCUCCACCAAGUUUUGCGAGCAAAUGGUCAAAGGUCUCCGGCAAUAUUUCAACAGUACGCAUGGUAUAUCUAUACCAGAUGAUGCGAUUACAAGCAUUCCAUUGGAAGGAGAGGGAAAAGUGGAAGAUAGAGUCCAGCGAUUGUAUGAUGCUUUGGUUGGCAAUUCAAGUUGGCUAGAUGCCAUUUCUUCGGCAGAUGUGAUAUUUUGGGCUACUCACUCACAGGGUACACCGGUCUCCUCACUACUUCUCGCCAGGCUACUGCAUGAAGGUCACAUACAUAUGGGAAGGCAGCAGUGCGCUAUGUUAGCUAUGGCGGGUAUUUCCCAAGGUCCGUUUCCAGCUUUGAAAGGAAAUCUCAUUGUCAAGUAUUUUGAGGCGGAUGCAGCCAGAGAGCUGUUUGAAUUUAUGGACUCUUCGACUGAGAUUUCUAAGAAAUUUCGUAAAUCUUUAUCCAGCAAUCUCACCGCAGGUGUUAGGAUGGUGCUUGUUGGAUCUAUGCAAGAUCAGGUUGUGCCUCUUUAUUCAGCCGUUAUGUCGAGCGCAUCUCAUCCAAAUCUAUUCCGUGCUAUCUAUAUUGACGGUCAUGUCUACAACGAAGACGACUUUCUUAUCAACUUGAUUAUAUUUGCUCUGCGCUUACGAAAUGCAGGAGUCUCAGACCAUGGUUUGCUAAUUCAUGUCAGUGAGGUUUUAGCCGGAAAUUUAUAUGCUUUAGAAGGCGGCCAUUCCACUAUCUAUGAAGAAGUAGGCGUUUACACCAUGGCUGCUCGCUAUCUAUUUGAGACCCCUCCAUUUGGCAAAAUGACAAUUGCUGCCUGUUCCCCACCUCCUCCACCACCAUUAGCUAAACCAGAACAAGACAUAAUCAAGGCAGGCGAGUCAGCCCCAGUAUACAAUACCAAGCGUUUACCUUCUUGUGACAACGAAGAGCCAGAAAUGGAAGCCUUCCAGGCUAGACUCCGACUGAAUCCUUUCUAUCUGCCUUGGGCCAUGCGUGGUAUCUGUGAUGAUGCGAGAAUCCUGAACGACAAAAUUUUGAACCAGGAACUGGAAAGGUUAAGAACACUCUUUGAGAAAUGGAAUCCAAUAAGCGCCAAAUUGCGUGAGAUCAAAUUCCGUUUGGAACCUUUAAAAGCCAGACUUUGAUGAUCACAUCCCUUACUCCAUCCCUUGCCAUCGCUUUCUCUGUAGACUAAUAUUAUUAUUUUUAAAGGAAAGUCUGCUAUUAUUGUAUCUCUUCACUGCAUUCAAGUUUCCGUCAGCCUGUAGCUAUAAUUUGUUCAACAUGAAAAAUCCCCAUCUCCAAUAA